AUGCCGCGUGUAUACAAGCGUAAAACAAGCCGGAAGUCCUGGACAGAAGCGCAAUUAGCUACAGCUAGGCAUGCCAUCGAUUGUGGCAUGUCCGUGUAUGGAGCUUCUGCGAAGUAUCAGAUUCCACGAAGUACUCUCAUCCGGCGGAUCGCCUCACCAGAUGUGCCCAAGAAGAUGGGACCGAAAUCUACUGUUUUCACGCUUGAGCAAGAACAGGAACUUGUUCGGCACCUGCAUGAUCUGGAAUCGCGGUUCUACGGAAUUAAUAUGACGGACGUGCAGAAGCUCGCGUAUGAGUUGGCGGAAAAGAAUGGGAUACCCCAUUCGUUCAACAGAAAGAAGCAGCUAGCGGGACGAGACUGGCUUCACGGAUUUUUAAAGCGGAAUCCAACUCUAUCCUUCCGCAAACCGGAAGCGACAUCUACGGCACGUGCCAGAGGGUUCAAUAAACCCUCUGUGAAUGCUUUUUUUGAUAUGCUGGAAGCAACAUUGACCGACAAAGGGUUCCCGCCUUCGCGUAUAUACAACGCAGAUGAAACCGGGAUCAGUACCGUCCCUCCCAAGAAACAGAAAAUAGCAGCAAAAAAGGGGAAGAAGCAGGUGGGUUCCAUCACGUCGGCAGAUAGAGGAGACACGACAUCAGUAGUUAUGUGCAUGUCUGCGGCUGGUCAUCACCUGCCACCCUACGUUAUAUUUGCUAGGGCACGGAUGCACGAAUCGUUAAAAAAGGGAGCGCCAAGUGGAACCAAGUUCUCUUGUAACCCUUCUGGAUACAUGACCGCAGAUAUCUUCCUGGAUUGGUUUGAGCACUUCCUGGAAAAUGUGCACCCAACUGUGAGCAAUCCCGUUCUUUUGAUCAUAGACGGUCAUAGUUCGCAUACGAAGAACUUGGCGUUCGCAGAAAGAGCUCGAGCGAAUUUUGUAACAGUGUUGGUUUUACCACCACACUGCAGCAAUAAAAUGCAGCCACUCGACAUCUCUUUCAUGGGGCCGUUUAAAAUCCACUACGCGAGUGCAGCAGAAGCCUUCAUGCGGAAAUAUCCGGGACGUAACAUCGGUCAAUAUGACGUAGCCGAAUUGAUGGGCACUGCGUUUGUAAAAGCCGCCACUACAAGCGUGGCCAUCAACGGUUUCAAAAAGUCCGGAAUAUGGCCGGCAGAUCGAACAGUAUUUCCAGACGAAGCCUUCGCGCCAUCCGAAGUGACCGACCAGCCUGAAGCAACUGAUUCAACGGAUGUGCAACAUUGUGGUACGCCUAUGCAAAACUCGGCUAUCGUCGUGUUGAACGACUCGGCCGAAGAACAACCAUAUACAGUUGGUACUUCUUCAGGUAAUCCCGAAAACAGAAAUAACGCCCUGAGUCAAGUUUCUGAAACUCCUCCGAAAUCUUCGUUCGAGGUGUCACCGUCGCAGAUUCGUCCGCUACCAAAAAUGGCAGUACCGAGAGCAUCAAAGAGAAAACGCAAAUCAGAAAAAGCGGUAGAAAUCACUUCUGGACAUUAUCGCCAAGGUCUAGCAACAGCUGAGGCUUUGAAGGAAAUUAAAUCAAUCAAAAAGGGCCAGAAACAAUCGUCUACUAAACGUCAAAAAGUGGACAGCCAUCCUGAAGAUGUUCUAUGCGAACUAUGUGGAUUUUGUUUUUCUGGAUCAGUUGAAGGGCAAGGCUGGAACAAAUGCCUGAAGUGCUUGAAGUGGUUCCAUGCUCAAUGCUACAGUAAGGUUGAUACUAUUUGUCCCUCCUGCACCUAA
This is a messenger RNA of Ochlerotatus camptorhynchus, 1749 nucleotides long. RefSeq lists its product as uncharacterized. Gene Ontology annotation, cellular component: nucleus. The coding region runs from base 1 to 1749 and encodes 582 amino acids. Gene Ontology annotation, molecular function: DNA binding. Lineage: Eukaryota; Metazoa; Arthropoda; Insecta; Diptera; Culicidae. The record is from RefSeq and is a predicted model, not a curated record. The transcript is spliced from 2 exons.